CGACGCGGCAAAGUAUAAAGCGUGAGAGGUUCUUCCAAGCCGUAUACCGGACGAUGGGCUGGACCGACCGCUUGGGGCCGCGCUGGACGCAUGACGACGUCCGCGCCUUCUUCCACCUCUUCCGCGCGAACAUGGAGCUCAUGAAGACCAAGCCCGAUGAGGCCAUCGCGGCCAUCGCGAACGAGCUACCGGCGCGGACGUCCGACAUGGUCCGAGCGCUCGUCGCGAUGCACAAAGGGUAGGCAUCGGCACGCAUCGCUCGCAAUGCCACGUCGCGUAGGUUCCUCUCGCUGCCCAUGGCCACCGACGAAGGCCUCUACGCGAUCCUGACCGACCAUUACAACGCGCAGGUCGAGUGGGAGCGCGAGACCGCGAUGAAGGCGACGGCGCAAGCCACAAAGCGCACGCAGCCGCGAAAACCGCUCAAGCGCCGCAGCCUCCGCUCAAGCGAACGCAAGCUCUUUGUCGCUGCGAUCGACGAGGCGUUCUUCGAGCACAGCGAGUUCCAAGACUGUCUUGGCCAAAUGAACAUGGCGCAUGUCCAGCGGGCCAAGCGCACCGAAUGGUCGGCGAUCCGCCUCUCGAUGGGGCAUCCGCGCCGCUUCAGCGCCACGUUCCUCAACGAAGAACGGCAAAAGCUCUACCGGUACCGCAACGUCGUCCGCUAUGCGCAGCGCACCAAGGAGUUUCCGACCGACAUUCGAUUCCCGUACAAGAUCUACCACCCGCUCGCCAUUGGCACCGAAGUGCGAGUGCUGCACCCCAACAAGCUCACGCACCGGCUCUGCGUCGGGCGCGUCUGCUCCGUCUCGACCAUGGACCACUCGUACGAGGUCAUUGUGACGUACGCCGACCACAAGGAGAUCCUCAACUGCCCCGACACGUCCGUCAUGCUCGUCGAGAGUCCGCAGCCGUCGCUUUUGUACUGGCAGCAGCAACCGCUCAAGGUCGCCGUGCCGCGCGCCCCGGCCGUCCAAACCCUGCGUGUGUAUCCCAAGCCCGAAGAAGGCGUCGAUCGAGGAGCGAUGCUCUCGGACGCGGGCGUGACCAAGCGCACGUUUGCUGCGAUGCGGGCCGUCACAACGCUGCUGCAGCGCAAGGAAAUGUUGCUGAGCGCCCUCGCACGCAUGAACGACCGCGCGCUCGUGCUCCUCGCCGACCCGUCGACCACCUACCCCGCGCUCGUUCAUUUUCAGUCGCAGUACGCGUGGGUCAUUGUCAACCUCGACACGACCAACGACGUGCUCGCGGCGGCGCUGCAUCGGCUCCAGUCGGUUCAGCACACACCGGAAUCGCUUUUGAUGGAGCCGCACGGUCUCGAGUCGAGCUUGAACCCGCAGCAAAUUGGGUGGGCCCACCAGUUCCUCACGGCCGCCCACGACAAGUCGCGGUCGCUUGUCGCCACGUCCAUCCAGCGGCUCUCGAAGGACGACCGUGCCAUCUCGUCCAAGACCAACGACGUGCUCAUGGGCUGCAUGGACCUCGUCCUAACACUCCAAUGCGCGGCCAACAGCGACGACCGCCAGCUUGCGCCCGUUGUGCUGCACAAGCUGCUCGACCGCAACUUGGAGCAAAUUUUGCCGCGGUCGCAGGCCAAUAUGAGCUUGUACCACGAGAUUUGCCAGUCAGUCGAAGUGCUCAAGAGCGUGCUCAUGCACCCGCCAUCGUCCUAAUUGCUCUGCCAAUGCUACCUCGUUCUUGAUCCUUCUCGACGCUCCUUGCACUGUGCAAGGUGUACGAUGAACUGGCACGACCUCGAGCUGCGUUGUCAUUCGGGGUGCUGGUAAAAUGUAUUGUGUGAAAAAACAACGUGGCCUAGAGCCACACGGGCUCGGGAUCAUUGUGGUGCGGCGUCAUGUUGACGUCGACUUGGCGCGACUCGGACUUGGUUUUGAAGAGCAUUGGCG
Molecule: messenger RNA, 1907 nt
Organism: Saprolegnia diclina VS20
Lineage: Eukaryota; Oomycota; Saprolegniomycetes; Saprolegniales; Saprolegniaceae
Exons: 6
Coding region: 297-1673 (458 amino acids)
Biological process (GO): regulation of transcription by RNA polymerase II; DNA-templated transcription; regulation of cell cycle
Cellular component (GO): nucleoplasm; transcription repressor complex
Molecular function (GO): DNA binding
Source: RefSeq, a predicted model, not a curated record